UUGAGUAGGGGCGCUUCUCUGUUUCCGGUGGCACUGUUAAGAACUUAUUUUAACAGCCCGUCCAGCGGGAGUGACUGCGUUAAGACGUGUUGAUGGAUUCAGAUAUCAAGACUCUUCAUAUACUGCAUUGUUUCAGCUAAGAGAUGGAAAUGGUCUCCACGGUCCAGAACACCGACGUGAAACAGAAAGAUGCUGAUCGUGCACUUGUUGUCGCGGUAACGACUCGCGCGGUGUUUGAUGCCGCAGCUGGUGAUGUGUACGGAAUGGGCGUGGCUUUCCCGUUGCUGCAGUCGCUGCAGAAAGUGAACGAACGUCUGCUGGAGAAGAAUCCCGCUGAGUCGCUGCUGUUUGAUGUCGUCCUGAUCGCCACCGACAGCCAGCAGCAGAGCUCCCGCAUCAUCAGCAGCACCAGUCAUUACGGUCUUGAAGUCGGCCGGUUCUGCUUUUCCAGCCGGGAGGAUUUGGUCGAGACUUUAGUGGUAAAUAACGUGCAGCUUUUCCUCUCGACGGACAGAGACGAGGCGCUGCAGGUGUCACAGAAAGGUGUUCUCUCGGCGCUGCUCGGCCGGCAGGAAGCUCCGUCAGAGUCGCUCCGAGUGAUGUUGUGCGGGGACGCCAUCGUCCGUCCUGACUGCGACCCGGUGCCGGCAAGCCGAGGGGCCGCUCAGAGUUUCUCAGCACGGCUCGGCGAGAUGCGGGGGCGGUUCGGCGUGUCGGGCAGCCCCCUCAGCAUCGUCCUGGUGACGUCCAGCGGCGGCAGCAAGAGCUGCGGCGUGGCCCUGCAGACGCUGAGGUCCCGCGGCCUGAGCGUGGACGAGGCGUACUGUCUGGCCGGGGCCCCGCGGGGCCCCAUCCUGUCGCUGCUGCGACCUCACUUCCUGCUGGGCGACGGCGUCAUUGACCUGGAAGACUGAUGACAUCAUGAGAGGUCGUGCGGGGGGGGGUGCGGUCACAUGGCCUCACAAAAGCUCCACUGUGUCUUUGAAACAAGUCGCCAAACUGUCAGAAUGAACCGAAGUUCAGGAAUGGUUUCAGCUCGUUGAGCCAAUCCGGUGACAACUGAUGUACAGCUAAGCCCCGCCCACCACCAAAAUUUCAACCACAAGCUUGGACACUGGCACAGAGUAGUGGUUUGUAUAUCUUGUGUGAUGACUCUUUGUUUUGUUUUUUCAUUUCAGCUCCCUUAAUCAGAUGUUAUCAGUAAACCUGGGUGAUUUAAAAAAAAAACGGCUUUGCACUGUAAUUAACUCCAUUAUUUCUUUAAAUCUGUUAUUGAUGAGAAAUGUAAUGCUACUAAACUCGUUGUGUUGGACUUUUGAGUCUUAAUGCUCCAGUUUGUAAAUGUGGAAACGUUCUGUUACUUUGCCUGUUGGAUGUUAGCGCUGCCAAAGUCCUGAAAUGGGAUAUUUGUAUUAAAAUGUACAAAUCUCAAAAAGUUGUGGUGUUUACAAAGGUUAAGCAGAUAGAAGCACGGAACACCUGUCAGUAUAAACAGAGUUUAAGACAAACAACUGGAUUUUUGGCCUUUUAAGAAGGUUCAAAGGUCCUUGAAAAGGCAGCAGAGGUCCUUGAGAAGUUUAUAGGGAUUCUUAAAGAAACAACAGGAUUAUUCUGGGAAUCAAAAUCUGCUUUAUUAAGUCCCAUGUAUGCUUAAAACACCUUCAUUUCCAGAGCUCGUAGCACCAAACUAAUUCACUCACUAAAACACAAGUAAAACCUUCUGAAACAUCGUUUCUAGACCCUUAAUAUCUCCAUUCAUACAAGAUGAGACGCUUCAAAAUGCUUUUAUCUAUAAUACGGAUAAAUAUUGAUGAAUCGUCAUUAUAAUGUGAUUUAUCUCCUGCUAACAGACAGAUUUGACUGAUAUCAUCAGCAGCUCAACGCAUGGAUUCAUUCAGCAAAUAAUGUGCAAAUAAUCCAUUAAAUAUUAAAGGGUUUACUUGAA
Gasterosteus aculeatus aculeatus (three-spined stickleback) is the source of this 1945-nucleotide messenger RNA. RefSeq names its product cytosolic 5'-nucleotidase 1A. NCBI's taxonomy places the organism in Eukaryota, Metazoa, Chordata, Actinopteri, Perciformes, Gasterosteidae. Gene Ontology annotation, cellular component: cytosol; cytoplasm. The record is from RefSeq and is a predicted model, not a curated record. Gene Ontology annotation, biological process: nucleotide metabolic process; adenosine metabolic process. Gene Ontology annotation, molecular function: nucleotide binding; 5'-nucleotidase activity; magnesium ion binding.